This is a messenger RNA of Anopheles merus, 880 nucleotides long. RefSeq names its product COMM domain-containing protein 4. The transcript is spliced from 3 exons. The coding region runs from base 182 to 859 and encodes 225 amino acids. Lineage: Eukaryota; Metazoa; Arthropoda; Insecta; Diptera; Culicidae. The record is from RefSeq and is a predicted model, not a curated record.
GGUUCGGAGUGCAAGUUUCAUCAUUACAACCCCCGUACCACCCUGUUGGGCCCUCCAUUUCGAAAGCCAUCACGUUGUUUGCGCUGCGACGUCUGUAUAACUAAUUCGGGGCAGCUCUUCACGGCCUGCCGUGAAUCGUACGUCAUCGGUUGAAGAGAGCAAUUAAACCGAUUGCCAAGCUAUGCGCCAACUUUGCCAACUUCUUCCACAAACUGUCCCGCCGUUAACUGGGCCCAUUCCGUUUAAUGAAAAAUUUGGCUUCUGCGGUGAUGGCGACUGUCCCGAUUGGGUGCUGGCCGAAAUCCAUUCCAAUCUGGCCCAACUCACCACCGGCCAGCUGAACGAUCUCGGAGAACAUACGGCCAAAUCGAUUCUAGGCGAAGAAAUACCGGAGGCUGAAAUUAGCAAAAUCUAUUCCAUCACUAAAGGUUCCAUGGACGGGCCGAAGGGAGGUAUCGCCUGUUUACGGUUUCUGCUUACCAGUGCCUCUCGGUACAACACGGAGAGUGCAGAAUUCAGCACGGAACUGCAGCAGCUCGGAUUGCCGAAGGAGCAUACCGCCAUCCUCUGUCGGUUGCUGGACGACUACGUGCAAAAGAUACGGGCCGUACUGCGGGAGAAAAGCUUAAGCAUCAAUCAGCUGGACACCUUCAGCUGCAGCAUUCCGAAGAAUACGAUCGACUGCAUACAGCUCAAGAUCGGGAUACAGAACGAGAUAGUGGACGGUUUGCCGAGAAAAACGGCCCACACCGUGAAUCUCAACCGUAACGAUGCGUUGCUGCUGCUCAGCGAGCUGAAAGCUGUGCGCGAUACGAUGGAGAGCUAUAAUUUUGAUAAGAAAUAUUCGGAAGAAAAAUAAAAUGUACACUGACAAAGGAAA